GGCCGAUUGGUAUUUAUUUGCAAAAAAAGGAAAAGCCAGAAUGAAAAAGCAAAAAAGACUGACAUUUUCUUUAUUGAAACAGUUUUAUUGAUUUCAGCUUACGUCCUAUGCUUGUUUUGUAUGUAUUCACUAGUACCAACUAUGUGUCGUAUGGCAGGUGCAACGUUUUUGAGCAUGAGUUUGAUCACAAGCAAUUUCUAUUCUUUAAUCGCUGGUCUAGUCUUCUUAGAUGCAGAGAUGCCCACAUUAUACCCAAUAGCCUAUAUUUUAGUCAUUAUAGGCGUUACUAUAUAUACUUUGGCUCCUCUUCCUACUACUUCAUCUCCUUCUACUGCUACUGAUGCAACAACGAGCCAUCACCAUAAAAAUGAUGAAGAGGGUUUUCCGAUCAUGCAUGGUUCUUCCUCUUCUUCUUUUUCUUCUUCCUCUUCUGUUGGACAUGCUUAUCAAUCUCUCUGACUCCCUCUAAAGCAAACGAAUGAGAAUACCAUUUUUAAACGCAAGAAUCGCUAGUAAAAGUUUAAAAAAGUUUAUUGUAAAAGAGAAGCAUUAUGACAAAACGGUUAUUCUACUUUUGGGGAGAUGAAAGUUUUAAAAUGAUUUUUGUAACAAAAAAGGGAUUUUUACGAUUCC
This is a messenger RNA of Mycotypha africana, 633 nucleotides long. RefSeq lists its product as uncharacterized. Gene Ontology annotation, cellular component: membrane. Gene Ontology annotation, biological process: transmembrane transport. NCBI's taxonomy places the organism in Eukaryota, Fungi, Mucoromycota, Mucoromycetes, Mucorales, Mycotyphaceae. Gene Ontology annotation, molecular function: transmembrane transporter activity. The transcript has 2 exons. Bases 121 to 459 code for a protein of 112 amino acids. The record is from RefSeq and is a predicted model, not a curated record.